AUGCCAGGGAACUUGCUGCAAGGAGAGAUGGCUCCUUUAUAUACGACCACCACCACCAUCACAGCACCUCCCUCUGGGGCCAUGCAGAGAGGAAGAGACAAGUUAAAGACGGUGCCCCUCUACCUGGAAGAAGACAUCCGCCCGGAAAUGAAGGAAGAUAUCCACGACCCCAGCUACCAGGAUGAGGAGGGGCCGCCGCCCAAGCUGGAGUACGUCUGGAGAAACAUCAUCCUCAUGGCGCUGCUGCAUCUAGGGGCGCUGUACGGUAUCACCCUGCUUCCCUCCUGCAGGCUCUACACCUUGCUCUGGGCACAUUUCUACUAUGUGAUCAGUAUUUUGGGCAUUGGAGCUGGAGUUCACCGCCUGUGGAGCCACAGAACUUACAAAGCGCGGCUGCCCCUGCGGCUCUUCCUCAUCAUUGCCAACACCAUGGCUUUCCAGAAUGAUGUGUAUGAAUGGGCCCGAGACCACCGCGCCCACCACAAGUUCUCAGAGACGCACGCCGACCCCCACGAUUCCCGGCGGGGCUUUUUCUUCUCUCACGUGGGUUGGCUGCUGGUGCGCAAACACCCGGCUGUCAAAGAGAAGGGCGGGAAGCUGGACAUGUCUGACCUAAAAGCCGAGAAGCUGGUGAUGUUCCAGAGGAGGUACUACAAGCCUGGCGUCCUGCUCCUGUGCUUCAUCCUGCCCACGCUGGUGCCCUGGUACUGCUGGGGCGAAACUUUCCGACACAGUUUGUACGUUGCCACGUUCCUGCGCUACGCCGUGGUGCUCAACGCCACCUGGCUGGUGAACAGCGCCGCCCACCUCUACGGCUACCGCCCCUACGACAAGAGCAUUGAUCCCCGGGAGAACGUCCUGGUUUCCUUUGGAAGUCUGGGCGAGGGCUUCCACAACUACCAUCACGCCUUCCCCUACGACUACUCUGCCAGUGAGUACCGCUGGCACGUCAACUUCACCACGUUCUUCAUCGACUGCAUGGCUGCCCUCGGCCUGGCUUACGACCGGAAGAAAGUAUCUAAGGCUGCUGUUCUAGCCAGGAUUAAAAGGACUGGAGAUGGGAGCCACAAGAGUGGCUGAGUUUGGGGGUCUUCUGGGUUUCUAAUCCAAAAGCCAGCUGAACAGAGGUUUAACAAUGUUAUGAUGUUCCACAGAGUCCCAUUUCAAGACAGUAUUCUUGUAAAAUAUUCAAAUAUUAAAAGGCAAACUCUUUUAUGAUGCUGAGCAGAAACUUUUUCUGUUCUUAGUCUUCUCUUCCAGGGGCCUUUUUAUUCCUUCUCAUUUCCCUUUUAUUACUUUAUUGCCUUCCAGGUAAGCUGCAGGUGAGCAAAAGGUUGGAACAGACCUUUGAAAGCUCAGCAAAUGUUUUUGUUUUGUUUUGUCUUUUUAAUUAAAGAACUCCACUUAUAGCACACUUUCCUAGAUCUCUCUUGAGCCUUAAGGAAGAUGUCUCAAGCUAAAACUCCAACCAGGUCUUCCUGGAUGUUCCCUGUUUACUAUCCUCAGGCCACAUAAAAGAUGAAAACAGACACACACAAUACAUACACACACCACCAAAAAGACAAAACAAAACAACAACAACAAAACACCUGACUUCCCUGGCACAGAGCUUGCAUUGCAUUAAAAUAUCAGGGGAGAGAGCUGCCAUGCCAGCUAUGCUCCUUAGGCUGGGAUCAUGUUACACAAAAUAGUUAUAAAAAAUGGUCUUCCUGUGCUCAGACCCAGCUGCUCCCCAGGCACACCUGCAGCCCCUCCCACGGCUUUGUUCUUUUCUGUCUUGACCCCAGAGCCUGGCAAUGAAAUUCCUCCCAUUAAAAGACAAAAGAUGGAAAGUUUGAGGGAUAGUGUUGGUAGGCAGAUUCUGAGAGACAUCUUUCCAAGGAAAAGCUGUUUGGAUUAAAGAUUUCCUGAUCAGGGGCUCUUCUGAAACAGCUUCAAAGCUGUGUACCUUUAUUAGUCCAAUUUGCUCCUUGGAUGGAUUAAAAUCCAGGCAUCCCUGCACAGUGUCUUGCUCCUUGCCUCAUUCCUUCCUGUUAUGUUUUAUGUUCAUGAUUAUCCUAGGCCAGUGAUUAUUUGUUGCAUAUAACUGGCUUAAUGAAGCAGCUGGGAGAUGCUGUGCAGGCUGCUAGGGGAGAAUUUUCCCUAACAACCUUCCUUGGCUGUGGACGCUGUAGUCAGUGAAUGGACUGGUCAAGCAACAUGCCCACCAGUACGAUAGCAGCAAGUCCGGUAGGAGGGGUAACCAACUGAUCCGUGGGUAGAUUUGAGACCCACUCCCUAGAAGGCAAUUCAGACAGCCUGUGGCUGGGGGACAGUGAGAUGGUUCAGCAGGCAAAAGCACUUGCUGCAAAAGCCUGAUGACCUAAAGCCGAUCCCAGAGGCCCUGCACAAAGCUGAAUGCAGUGGCGCGUUUCUGUAAUUCCAGUCCACCUAUGGAGAGAUGGGAGGCACAGAAAGGAAGACCGCCUAGAAGCUUGCUGGCCAGCUAGACAGGAGUAGCUUGGCAAAAGAGACCCUGCCUCAGAAACAAGGUAAAAGAACUGACUCCCAUCAGAGACCUGUGAAGAAUAAAUUAGAGCAGGGAGUAUAAUCCAAACAGCCUAUGAGUUGAUUAAAGUGACAGAGACUUAUCCAUUACCUAGACAACCACCCCACUGGGCACCUGUGGUGUCAAUGGCUUCACCAAGGGCACAGGUCCCAGGGGACAUCAGUCUUCGGCUGCCAGGACCAGUAAACUUUUCUGUGAAGCAGGAACUUGGGAAGGCUCUCCUAUCUUUGGCUAGGCUGCCUGUCCACAGUUUGCUUUAUACCAUGUGGUCAUCUUAAGACAGUGAAGCCAAAUGACAGGUUGUAAGUCAUAGGAUUG
Psammomys obesus (fat sand rat) is the source of this 2866-nucleotide messenger RNA. Its product is annotated as acyl-CoA desaturase 3. Gene Ontology annotation, biological process: response to fatty acid; unsaturated fatty acid biosynthetic process. Gene Ontology annotation, molecular function: palmitoyl-CoA 9-desaturase activity; iron ion binding; stearoyl-CoA 9-desaturase activity. Bases 1 to 1080 code for a protein of 359 amino acids. Lineage: Eukaryota; Metazoa; Chordata; Mammalia; Rodentia; Muridae. Gene Ontology annotation, cellular component: endoplasmic reticulum membrane. The record is from RefSeq and is a predicted model, not a curated record. The transcript has 6 exons.